Molecule: messenger RNA, 1386 nt
Organism: Geodia barretti
Lineage: Eukaryota; Metazoa; Porifera; Demospongiae; Tetractinellida; Geodiidae
Source: the annotation of a GenBank genome assembly
AUGGACCACUGCAACGUCCACCCUUCCUUCAAGUCGAAGCCCGUGUACGAGCUCCGUUGUCGGGUUUGCGAGAGCCUUCUCUGUGUCCGCGGCAUGCGAGCCAUUCUCCUCGCCGAUAGGAACGUGGAGCUCUAUUCCACGGAUCUCCCUCCCCCAGGAGCGCUCCUGGUUCUGGGAAGUGACUACGAGACAGAGAACUGCCGCUGUAGGAUCAGCGACGCCGCCUGUGGAAAGUGUGGUAUAGUGGUGGGAUAUCAUGUAACUCUCCCCUGUCAGUCAUGUCUCAGUUCUUGUAACAACGGACAUCUCUGGAUGUACAAUGCAGCUGACAUUUCAGCCACAGAAAGACUUGACACUAACGGUGAUGGGAUAAUGGUGUGGGCCCGGAUCCCAGUCUGCAGUGACGACAUGGGGAUGAGACCUCAGUCUCAGAUUGCAGCUGACUGGGUGGAAUGCUGCCGAUGAACUUCCAUUUUUCACCUCACCUCACUUCUUCCUCUCUCUCUCUCUCCUCUUUCUCUCUAUUGCAGUAAUAAAAGCCAUACUCCCAUUUCUGUCCACUUCGUCUUACACCAAGUAGUCACAAAAAUUGUCUGUCCUUUUUCUGCUCCCCAAUUCAUGAGCUCAUGUGAUGAUCACAUGCAAGUCAUGUGACAUUCAAUUCACCUAUGUCAUGCUUCAGCUUUAUUAUUAUACACAUGAAACAUAUUAUGGUCGCAAGUUCUAGAAAGUCAACCUGAAUUAACUGAUUCUGCAGCGACAAUGGACUACAAACAUCAGUGAAUAUAUAUACAUAAUGGUGGACAACGGUAUGGUGUGAUGGGCAUCAUUUAGAACAUACACCAGCUUUUGAAUGAAUGGAGAGUCAAUGAUUGCUAUAUACAUUACACAAUAACAUAAUACAGCAGAAGGAAGGAAGUGGAGAGAGAGGGGAGGAGAGAGGAGAGGAGAGGAUCAUGAUUUGAGCCACGGGUGUUGCAGACACUCGUGGGCGGUGGCCCUGGCGGGAGGGAAGAAGGCCAUCAUUGGAGUCAGGAAUGCUGUGAAUGCAGCUGCUUCUUCCACCUCCCAAUGGUACUUCUCCGUCAACACGUCCCUCAGACCCCAGGGUCUGAGAUUGUGAAUGUGCCUCAGUUCUCCCUUCCUGUUGAAGUAUUCUUUGGAGUAGUGACCCGAGAGGGCAAUGUGGCUUGGAAUGGGUCCCAGCAGCUCAAUGACGUGUGCUAUGUGGUCUACAGGGGAAACACGACACAACAUUUUACACUUUUUGCCGGCAAAAAUUUGUUCGUUUCUCAAACUGUGAAAUUAUACCUUUACACUGUGUGUCCAGGAUGUAUGCGUGCAUAAUAAUAAAAAAUUUGCCCAUACUUAUAUACUUGGAACAAA